CUCCAAUGCUUCACUUCAUCAAUUCUCUACUCCUUUCUUAGCUUCCAUACCAUUGUAUUUUCAGCUCAAAAAGAUGAAGUUACUUCUAGCAACUCUGCUUUUGUUCACUCUUGUUCUUACCCCUUCUUUCAUUCAAACAACUAUGGCUGGUUCAAGUUAUUGUGAUUCAAAGUGCAAGUUGAGGUGCGCAAAGGCAGGAGUAAUGGAUAGAUGUUUGAAGUACUGUGGAAUUUGUUGUGAAGAAUGCAAGUGUGUGCCUUCUGGAACUUAUGGAAACAAGCACGAGUGCCCUUGUUACAGGGACAAGAAAAAUAAUAAGGGCAAGCCUAAAUGCCCUUGAAUUUCACUGCUCUUUUAACCAACUUUUUGUGUCCCAAAUAUAUACAGAAAUGCAGAAAUCCCAUGUUUUGAACCCUGCAAAUGGUCCAUUCCUCUUUAAAUAUCAGUUUUCUAGGUAUGCUAGUAAUAUAUAGUGUCAAGUUUAGAAUGAAUAAAUGCUAUUACCAAUAAAAGGGGGCUCUUUUGAGCUCUCUUAUGUAAUUUACAUGCUCUGUUCCAUUUAUAAGUUGGUCAUCUUUACAUUUUAAAUGUACUGGGUUUUGAAUUUUAUAAUUAAUUUGCAGUUUGCUA
Molecule: messenger RNA, 630 nt
Organism: Nicotiana tabacum (common tobacco)
Lineage: Eukaryota; Viridiplantae; Streptophyta; Magnoliopsida; Solanales; Solanaceae
Source: RefSeq, a predicted model, not a curated record